This is a messenger RNA of Prunus armeniaca (apricot), 984 nucleotides long. NCBI's taxonomy places the organism in Eukaryota, Viridiplantae, Streptophyta, Magnoliopsida, Rosales, Rosaceae. The record is from the annotation of a GenBank genome assembly.
AUGACCAAGUCUUUCUCUUUCACGUCCCAUGCAAAUGUUGCAUUCGCGAUGUUGUUGCUUUUCUUCAUCAUGAGCACAGCAAGCCAAGCGCAACUAUCUUCAACAUUCUAUGACCGAACCUGCCCAAACGCUCUUGCUACUAUCAAAUCAUCCAUAAGCAGAGCAGUUUCGCGUGAACGCCGGAUGGCGGCCUCCCUAGUGCGCCUCCAUUUCCACGAUUGCUUUGUUCAGGGUUGUGACGCCUCACUCUUACUUAAUGAUUCUGCUUCUAUCGUAAGCGAAAAGAACGCAUUUCAAAACAGGGGUUCUGCUAGAGGCUUCGAAGUCAUAGAUGAUGCAAAAGCUCAAGUGGAGAAGAUUUGCCCUGGUGUUGUAUCUUGCGCAGAUAUCCUUGCUGUGGCAGCUCGGGAUGCAUCAGUUGCUGUGAGUGGUCCAUCUUGGACUGUGAAGCUUGGAAGAAGAGAUGCGACCAGAGCAAGCCAAGCUCAAGCUGAAAGUGACCUUCCACUUUUCACAGACUCCCUUGACCUCCUUAUUUCCAGAUUUGGUGACAGAGGCCUCAGUCCCAGGGAUCUGGUUGCAUUGUCAGGUGCACAUACAAUAGGGCAGGCUCAGUGCUUCACAUUUCGUGACAGGAUUUACAACAAUGGAAGUGACAUUGAUUCUAACUUUGCAACUACUCGCAGACGCCGCUGUCCAGCUGCUGCACCCAACGGUAAUGCAAAUUUGGCACCACUUGAUUUGGUGACACCAAAUUCAUUCGACUACAAUUACUUCAAGAAUUUAAUCCAGAAGAAGGGUCUUCUUCAAUCAGAUCAAGUUCUCUUUAGUGGAGGAUCCACAGACAGCAUUGUCUCUGAGUAUAGUUCGAAACCCGCAACUUUUAGGUCUGAUUUUGGAAUCGCCAUGAUUAAGAUGGGAGACGUUUCUCCUCUCACCGGUUCAGCUGGAGAGAUCAGAAGGAUUUGCACUGCUGUCAACUAA